UCAGCUGAUCUCACAUCUCCUGCCAACAUGUCCUACAAGUGCUGCUCCGGAAACUUCUCCUCCCGCUCCCUCGGGGUCCACCGGCGCUACCCAGCCUCCUCCUGUGGCUCCUCCUUCCCCAGCAACCUGGUCUACAGCGCUGACCUCUGCUCUCCCAGGACCUGCCGGCCCACCUGUGUGGUGUUCAACCCCUGUCAGACGUCCUGCUACCGCCCAAGGACCUCCACGCUCUGCAGCCCCCUCCAGAUAACUUAUUCUGGUGCUCCCAGAUGUGGGUCCAUUAGAGGCUGCUCCCUGGGUUACGGAUCUAGAAGCUGCUGCUCUCUGGGCUGUGGAUCCAGAAGUUCCUCCUCAGCGGGCUGUGGAUCCAUAGUCUUCAGACCACUGGGUUAUGGAAUUCAUGGCUUCCCUUCCCUGAGCUGUGGAUCCAGGUUCUACCACCCAGCCUACUUGGCUUCUAGGAGCUGCCAGUCUUCUUACUAUAGGCCAAUUUGUAGAUCAACCUUCUGUAGAUCAACUUGUUGAAUUUCCAGAACUUCUGAGCAAAAUGUUUCAGUCUCUACUUAAAACUCUCAUAGCCUCUUUCAAAAAUACUAGCUAAACCCUCUCACCAUCAGCAUCUCAUCUUUUCUCUAGUGUCAAGCACUGACUGACUGACUAAUUCUUUCAGUGAAAUUAAUGACCAAAAUAUUGAGUUCAAGUCUGUAAUUUUGUUGAAACAAUUGAUUCAGAAUUACAUAAACUUUUCUUACAAAAUGCAUGGAAAUCCAGAUAUGCUUCCCCUA
Cervus elaphus (red deer) is the source of this 785-nucleotide messenger RNA. Its product is annotated as keratin-associated protein 13-2-like. The record is from RefSeq and is a predicted model, not a curated record. Lineage: Eukaryota; Metazoa; Chordata; Mammalia; Artiodactyla; Cervidae. Bases 28 to 525 code for a protein of 165 amino acids. The transcript has a single exon.